AACUAAACAACUUCCUCCUUCUCGACCCUAUAUAUCCUCUCAAUGACACUCCAGAGGUGACCAGGCGCGACAGACUCGCGACUACGUCAACCACACGGGAAGCACUCCAAUAUGCGCGAGUUCAUGAACUACAUCACCAAUGCCUUCUACGGCGCAACGGGGUGGAACGAAGACAACAAGUACAACGAGCUGAAUGCGACAUCCAGAGAACUUAUCGACUUCCCUCUGCCCCGUGGCUUGCGCCUGACCCUCUCCUCGCUCGCAACCCCCCAUUUUGCGACAAGCUACCAACUCGGCAGUGUUGGCGUCGUCGACGGCUCGAUAUCAUACCUACACAGCUCCAUUCCCCUGACCCAUAUCGCCGCCCAGUCCGACAAGAUCCCGCUCCCCGCUCUCCUACGAUGUUACCGCCGUCUACAUGACCUUCGCUCGCCCGGCCAACACUACAUGCUCGAUGCCGAUCCGUUGUCUGGGCUGCCGCCAUCACCACAAAGCGCACAAGCACUACUAGGCGCAGUAUCAGAUGCCGCUGUGGCUAAUGGGACGCUGGCUGGAGGGAAAACCGAUCAGGAUCCAAGCAAAUACACACACUCUCUUCUCUACGGCCGUCUGUAUCUGCCCAAGUCACUGCUCGAGGGCAUGAUCAUCAAGCGCUUUACCCAAGCGCUUCAGGUCCAAGUAAGAGCCGUCAGUGAGCAGUCCUUAAGGAAUGGCGGAACCAUCCUGGGCUUGGUGCAGUAUGACAAGGGCAACUAUGGUCUCGAGGGUCUAUACUCGACCGACGGUGGUCUGCUGGGUUUCCGCGGUCUUUAUAACUUUGGCGGCGACGCCUCUUCCUCGACCUGUGAUCCCUGGACACCUGCGCCAGGAGAGAACAGCAUCAACGGAAAUGGCCAGGCCGGCGAGAAGGAGCGCAUCUACGGUCGCUUCAGCGUCGGCGGAGAGCUCUACUACGGAACCCUGAACAAGUCAGGCGGCAUGUCGCUCGGUGCACGCUUUGUCACCCUGCCAGCACACCGGGGAACACCGCUGACCGCAACCCUGACCAUAAACCCACUCAUGGGCAAUAUUAACGCCACCUAUGCCCUCCUAGCCCGAGAAUACUGCUCGCUCGCAACGCGGGUCGAGUUCAACGUAUAUAGUUAUGAAAGCGAGUGGGCGGUAGGUAUGGAACUCUGGAGUAAUCGUAGACCAGCCGGCUUCCUGCUCGGCGCGAGCCCUUCCAACGAUCCCGAGCCGGAACCACAGCCCCCCAGGAAGAAGGAGAGGAGUUUCCAGGCGAAAAUGGAAUGGCGACUGGAUGAUCCUGAGCCCGAACCCGAGCCUGCUCCCAAGAGCGAAUCAGACAAGAAAAAGAACGACGAGUACAAGGGAGUCCUGAAAGCUCGCCUUGACAACAACCUCCGCAUUGGGUUGCUGUGGGAAGGAAGGGCCAAGUCCCUUAUCUUCAGCCUGGGAACGGGGAUCGAUCUGCAUAAAUUGGGUGAACCCUUUAGGAGCCUUGGCCUUGAGGUUCAGUACUCUUCUUGAUCGUCGUGGUAAAACCUGGGACGACGAACAUCUUAAUCCAACAACAUUAUCCGUACAGCUGUUCUUCAGACAAACCAAGCUUC
Neurospora tetraspora is the source of this 1613-nucleotide messenger RNA. RefSeq lists its product as uncharacterized. Gene Ontology annotation, cellular component: SAM complex; ERMES complex. NCBI's taxonomy places the organism in Eukaryota, Fungi, Ascomycota, Sordariomycetes, Sordariales, Sordariaceae. The transcript has 2 exons. The record is from RefSeq and is a predicted model, not a curated record. The coding region runs from base 112 to 1530 and encodes 472 amino acids. Gene Ontology annotation, biological process: mitochondrial outer membrane translocase complex assembly; protein insertion into mitochondrial outer membrane; establishment of mitochondrion localization.